Molecule: messenger RNA, 2162 nt
Organism: Oreochromis niloticus (Nile tilapia)
Lineage: Eukaryota; Metazoa; Chordata; Actinopteri; Cichliformes; Cichlidae
Exons: 15
Coding region: 1-1665 (554 amino acids)
Biological process (GO): immune response; cell surface receptor signaling pathway
Cellular component (GO): external side of plasma membrane
Molecular function (GO): transmembrane signaling receptor activity
Source: RefSeq, a predicted model, not a curated record
AUGUGCUUCACCGAAUCAUGGAUGCACCAGGAUAUUUGCCUUGACAAUGCAUUUGUUCAUAAACUCUUCAUGUUGAGUCUGAGUCUACAGAGGGUCCUAGUGCUGUGGAAGAAGUCAGGCCUCUUUCCUGUACCAAAGUCCCAGUGGCCCAGACCUGUGGCACUGACUUCCCAUUUCAUGGAGACCCUGCGAAAACUCAACCUCAAUCAGCUCCAACCUAUGACCAGGUCACAUCUGGACCCCCUUCAGUUCACUUACCAGUGCAGCCUCGGAGUUGAGGACACCAUCAUCUACCUGCUCAAUCGUGUUUACAGCCAUCUGGAUCAGCCAGCGAGCACUAUGAGGGAAGUCCAUGGUAUGUGUGUCUUCAACAUUGUGUCUGACAAGCUGAUCUGCAACACAGGGGCACCACAAGGGGCCAUCCUCUCCCCUUUACUCUUCAACCUCUUGCCAUUCUCUAUGCUGUUGCAUGCUGGGUUUAGGGUCACAGAUGCCAGCAAACUCAAGAAACUGAUCUGCAAGGUCAGUGAUAUUGUGGGGACGCAGCUGGACUCUCUUAAAGUGGUGUUGGAGAGGUGGAUGUUGUCCAAGACAAGGACAAUGCUGGACAAUAUCUCCCACCUCCACUGCCAGCUGAGAUGGAUGAAGAAGCCCAUCUGUUUCCUCCCCAAAAACAGGAACAGAUUCAUGCUUCACCAGAAUAUCAGUGGAUCAGAGUGCAGCAGGCUGGAUGUGAUGAUGGGGCACUCUUUGCUCUGCAUGGCCGGCUUUUUCUUGCUCACUACUGUCAUCUAUGGAUAUGCUGAAGAUGUUCAUUCAGCAGCGUCUCUCACAGUGAGUCCUGACAGAGUGCAACACUUCAUCUCUGACUCUGUCUCACUGACCUGUGAGGGAAACUUCACUGAGUGGAGAGUGGUGACUGUUCCACAGGGCGAUCCUUCAUAUUAUUAUAAAUGUGAGAGAAUGAAUGGAUCCACAUGUAACUUCAAAACAUCAAAGUCAGGUACUGCAGUGUACUGGUGUGAGUCUGGAUCAGGAGAGUUCAGCAGUGCAGUCAACAUCACUGUACAGAAUUAUUUUAAUUUUUAUAAGCUUUAUGGUCCUAUCCUGGUGAGUCCUGUUCAUCCUGUGACUGAGGGAGCUUCUGUUAGUCUGAGCUGCAGUUUGAAAACACAAAAAAUACUUUCCAAUGUGUUUUUCUAUCACAAUGACAAACUUAUUCAAAAUGAUACCCGAGGGGAGCUGAACAUCUCUGCAGUGUCAAAGUCUGAUGAAGGUUUCUACAAGUGUCAGUACUCAGGAAGAGAGUCAGCACAGAGCUGGAUGUCAGUUAAAGUAACUGUGUCAGGAGCUGACAGCUCUUCAUCUCCUGUGUGGUUGAUGGUUGGACUGGUUUGUGGAGUCUCUCUCAUUAUUAUUCUCCUGCUCUUGUUGUAUCGCUGCAGACAGUCCAAGUAUUCCUGCUUCACCAGGUCGAUCCAGUCUGAGAGUCACAGUCCGGGCUCCUCCACAAAUCAUGGAGUCAACCAGAAUGAAACUCAUGAAUACGGCUCUCUUCAACAUGGUACUGCCAACUUCUAUGAAUCAAUCGAACAAGUCAAAAACAGAAAUGGGGACUAUCAUGAACCAGAGGGGAAUGCUUAUUACAUUAAUGUACAGAUGUGAGCUGCAGAGUGUGUCUGCACCUUCUAAACAAAGCCUGUAAGGAUACAGGAAGUCACAAGUGGGACAGGCACGAGGGGCAGCCAGUGACCCAACACACAUCCUUAAAGCUGAUAUCCACCAGCUUCUCAUGUAUGCACCCAGCAUUUCCUCAGUCACCUGAGCUCAGAGCUGGAUUCUUCAUUCCCUCCAACAUAAAUAUAAACCCCUUUUUCGUCACCACAGAACAUCUACAGCUGGGACUCUGUGAAGUAGCGAUACAUGAAAACUAACAAGUUUAAUGUCCACUCAUGUGUGUAUAUAAAACAGGUUCAUUAACUUAAAUGUACACAAAUUUAUUUGUGACUUAAUGAUGAAGAUUUGAUUUUCCCACCAACAAUUCUGCUCAGUAAUUGAUUUUUUGCAUGUUUUCCAUCCUCUGUCUUCCAGUUUUACUGAUUUACUUGCUUUACGUCAAAAUGUCUGAUUUGUGCUCUCUCAACAACCCAACAUUAAUGAUU